This is a messenger RNA of Encephalitozoon cuniculi GB-M1, 3771 nucleotides long. RefSeq lists its product as uncharacterized. The record is from RefSeq and is marked provisional. NCBI's taxonomy places the organism in Eukaryota, Fungi, Microsporidia, Unikaryonidae. Gene Ontology annotation, molecular function: ATP hydrolysis activity; ATP binding; TBP-class protein binding. Bases 1 to 3771 code for a protein of 1256 amino acids. The transcript has a single exon.
AUGAAUAGAUUAGAGAAGUUCUUCACCACACUGAACACAGCCCAAUCAAAGGUUCUGAAAGGGUAUACAACAGAUGAGCUGGUUUCUCAAAUAAAAGAAUAUGUUGAUUUCACUCCCUAUAUUCUUAAGCAAACGUACAGACUCCUAUGUGGGCAGGCAAGCGAGGAUAGGAGGAACGGAGCCCGGAUUCUCAGGUCACUGAUGUUCCAGUUUAAGCUUGUGACCGACUUCAAGAUCGAAUACAAAGAGAGCAGCAGCAUAUAUCUAAGCUCCACCGGAGAACAGUUCAAUGUCCAGGCGCCAUCCAUCCAGGAGCAGAAGAGAAUGGUUAGGAAGAUAGCAAAGCUGGAGCAUGUGGAGGCCAACUUCCUGAGUGACAUCGACUUCAAGGCUGGAAGUGGUGAGGCAAUCAAAAGACACAAAGUUGAUGAGAGGCCUAUUGAGAAUGUGCUUGACUUUUUUGAGCAGAUAAGCGAUAAUCUGCUGAGUUAUGAGUGGUAUAAGCGGCAUGGUGCAUUUCUCGCAUUUGCAGCAAUGUUCUCUGAAAUAGACAAUGGAGGAGAUAUUCAGAUAAGAGUUGACUCCAAGCUUUUUUCGAAGAUAUACGAGAUUCUUGUUACGGACAAGUUCAACGACUUUGUUGAUGACAGGACAGUGGCGCCUGUGAGGGAUGCAGCAGCAUAUCUUCUAUCACGCAUAUAUCCUCUGAUAGGGCCGAAUGAUAUCAUUGAACAGCUGGUUGGAUUUCUGGACAGCGGGGAUUGGCAAGUGCAGUUUUCUGGGCUGAUAGCACUUGGAUAUUUGAAAGAGUUUGUUGAGGAUAAGGACGGGCUUUGUAGGAAGCUUGUGUCUCUUCUGAGUAGUCCUGACGAGGACAUAAAGCUGCUCAGUGCGGAGCUUCUUUGCCACUUUCCAAUAACUGAUUCCCUUGAUCUAGUUCUUGAGAAGUGCUGGAAGAACAUCGAGUCUGAAGAGCUCAUCUCUGUUUCGAAGACGUCCAACCUUUCUCUACUGACCAAGAUAUAUCGAGAAAACCCGGAGCUGUCUAUCCCCCCGGAGAGACUGAAGGAUAUAUUUCCUUGCUUUACAUCUCCAGUCCCAGAGGUCAGAACCAGCAUCUUGAACAUGGUGAAAAACCUUUCUGAGGAGUCGAUCGACUUUCUUGUUGCUGAAGUUGUCCUGAUAGAAGAAAAGGAUGAGAUACGGGAGAUGGCCAUAAAGCUCCUUAAGAAGCGCAGGGAUCUUCCAAAAAACCUGAUUCUCCAUUUCAUGAACGUUAUCGGAGGAAGUUUAUACGAACCUUAUAGCGAAGACGACUUUGUUUCCUACGAAGACCUGUACUUCACGAAGAGCGGGAUAAAUGUUGUGGGUAAGGACGAGAUUCUGAAGAACAGAUGUCUUUUGUUUGAAUGCAUCAUGAAGAGUGGGCUUCCAGAUCUACAGUCCACCAUUGAGACGACGACGAGUAGGACCUUCAUCUCUCUCUACAGGUCCGUUCAGGCCUUGGUGAAAGACACUCCUUACACACCUGCGAAUAUAGAGGAGUUGGAGUAUUACUUUGACAGAUGUAAGGAUCUCAAGAUGGCUCCUUUGAAGGAAUUCAAGAAAAAACUUAGCGCUCCAGGAAUCCGCUCCAUCCACCCGAUGGUGGAUCCUCUGUACUCAGACUACACUAGAAUGGUGGCAUCAAUAGAGUUCCCAGGUCUUGAACGUGCAACGGCUCUCUUUGAGGUAGAGACUUGCAAGCAGUUUCUACAUCUAUUUUCCAAGAUGAUAACAGAGUACUAUGAUGCAGAGAAAAUUUCCAUCGACAACUUCCUUUUGAAGGCAUAUGAGGGACUAGCUUCUGGAAAGGAUGGAUUUCUCUCGUUUUUCGAGGUGUUUAACACAAGGCUCCUCGCGCAUUCCUUCUUCCACAAAAUUGGGAGUCUGGAGAACAGGCUCGACUUCUUUUCCAAAACGAUUCAUAUAUACACAAAGACUUCUCAGAUUCAAAAGAUAGGGUUUGUGUUUGAUGAUGCACUUCGGGAGAAAAACAUUACAGUAAUCAAUGGGUUUAUGAGGUCUCUGGAGUUCAACGAAAAGUUUGUAAGAAAGGCUCUUGAAGAUCUGGAUGUAGAGCUUCUUGACGCUGUUCUGAUGAGCGGAGACCACUCUUUCAACCCACUAUUCGUCAAGCCACUUCUCAGAAAUAUCUCGGGCAACAUAGACCGGGAAGCAUCUUCAAAGGUACUCUCGAAGGUCAUCCCGACUCUUGGAUUCAGCACAAACACAAAGAUAUCCAAAGACCUGCUCGAGAUGAUUGAGCGCGAGAAGAAAUCUCUUGAGUCGCUGCUGGACGCAGGAAAGAUCCCCGAAUACCAUAUAAAGUGCCCCAUUUCAGUUAAGCUUCGGGACUACCAAAUGGAAGGGGUGAAGUGGUUGAACUUCCUCUACUCGUUCAGUCUCAACGGAAUUCUUGCUGACGACAUGGGCCUGGGAAAAACUCUGCAGGUCCUGACAUUUCUCUGCUCGGAGAUAUAUAAAACAAACAGGAAGGUUCUAGUGAUCUGCCCCUCAAGCCUUACGGGACACUGGAAGUCCGAGGUGAAGAAGUUCUUUCCUUUUGUGGCUGCAGAAAUCUACAAGAGGGAGGACAGGGACACAUACAGUAUCUUGAUAUCGUCGUACGAGACAUUUAGAAACGACUAUCUGAACUUCAUCGAGAAGGACUGGUUUUAUGUUGUGGUUGACGAAGGACAUGUGCUCAGAAACAAGCAAACAAUCUUGUACUCGAGAAUGAACAUGAUAAGGUGUUCUCGGAAGAUGGUUCUAACGGGAACGCCGGUCCACAACAGCGUGGAGGACCUUAUUUCCCUGUUCAACUUCCUAAUGCCCAACUAUAUUGGCCCUGAAAAAGAGUAUGGAUCUCUGAACGUCAAGAUGUCUGACUCUGAGAUCGAGAAGACCCAUAAAAGACUCGAUCUCCUCCACAGAAAAGUUCUCCCGUUUAUUCUCCGCAGACUAAAAAUAGAUGUGCUGAAAGACCUUCCCCCGAAAAUCAUCCGUGACAUCACUGUUGAGCUCGGGCCUGUCCAAGAAAAGCUAUACCGGGAGAUUGAUGAGAAAGGAGGAAAGGAAAGCCUCGGAGAUGCAGAGCUAGAAUACGGGAAGGUAGACCAGAAGAAUGUGGGCUUCAAAAGAACAAGGGAUCUUUUUCUUGCGGUUUCCCAUAUAGGUCACUUUAAGGACUCUACCGAGGUGUCCUGUAAAGUCAAGGCCCUUGAAGACAUAAUUUCGCUGUGCGGCGGAGAGGACCUAGGAAGCAAGAUACUGAUCUUCUUUCAAUUCAAAUCCACCAUAGAUCUUGUCAUAAAGGAUAUAAUGAAGAAGUACAAAUUCAAAUACUCAAGGCUGGAUGGGUCGGUUCCCAGCGCUGCCAGGACCAAGAUUGCUGAGGAAUUCAACACGGGCACAACACAAAUGCUGUUUCUCACCACCCAGGUCGGUGGAUUGGGCCUCAACCUUACUGGGGCAGACACCGUUGUGAUGUACGAGCAUGACUGGAAUCCCUUCAAUGAUCUUCAGGCGAUGGACAGGGCACACAGAAUAGGCCAGAAAAGAACCGUGAAUGUCUUCAGGUUUAUAGCAAGGAACACCCUGGAGGAAAAGGUUAUGAACCUGCAGUCGUUCAAGAUGUUUGUUGCAAACAGCCUUGUUUCCCAACAAAAUGCAGACAUAGAGACAAUGGACACCAAGGACCUGCUGGAAAGGUUUCAGGUUCCCGGAUAG